AUGUCACCCCUCUUCACCAUUUUGAUCACACCAGAGAAAAAAGCGGAAUCACUAGAAGUCCUGAUAGACUCAGGCGCCACCUCAUCUUUUCUCCACCCCUGUACCGCGGAAGCACUCUGCCUCCCUCUCAUAGAUCUUCCUUCACCCCGCACCAUUACUAUGCUUGAUGGGUCAAGCCCCCAGGCUGGCAAAAUUUGGAAAAAGGCUAAUCUAACCUUCUCCUUCAAUGGCAAACGUAUGACUGAGACCUUCUUAAUUUGCAACACAGGGUCCCACGCCACCAUCUUGGGAUUGAAAUGGUUAGACAACCAUAAUCCAGAGAUUGAUUGGAAUCAACGCACCCUCUCCUUUCCCCACGCGCCACCAGAACAUGUAGCCAUUGCCAAAGAGGAGGAAGCUGAUCAAAACCUGCUUGAAGGAGUCCCUACCAAAUACCAUCAAUACGCCAAGGUAUUUGGAGAGGAAGAGUUCAAUAAGCUUCCCCUGCACCGGCACUACAACAUUGGGAUUGAGCUGACAGAAGAAGGCCCCUUGAAUUCUCCAUUAUAUAGCAUGACUGACACCAAAUCCGCCACACUCAAAGAUUGGCUCAGGGACAAGCUCAAGGCAGGCAAGAUCCGCCCCAGUAAAUCUUUGAUCAGCUCCCCCGUAAUGUUUAUACCCAAAAAGGAUGGUUCCCGCCGUUUAGUUGUUGAUUAUUGCCGCCUUAACAACCGCACCAAGAAGAACAUUUACCUGCUUCCCCGUCCAGACAACCUCAUGGCCCAGCUCCACAGUGCCAAGAUCUUUACUAAGCUGGACUUACGCUGGGGUUACAACAACGUACGGGUAAAGGAAGGUGACAAAUGGAAGACCGCGUUCCAAACUAAGUAUGGCCUCUACAAAUCCCUGGUUAUGACCUUUGGCUUAAAAAACGCCCCGGCUGCCUUUCAGCAUUUCAUGAACAAACUAUUCAAGGAUUUGCUGGAUGUAUGCAUCAUUAUUUACCUUGACAACAUCCUGAUAUACUCUAAGGACAAUGCAUCACAUACACAACAGGUGUCUAAGUGCACGUUUCACGUCACUUCUGUGGAAUACCUGGGGAUCAUUGUCUCAGAUAAGGGUUUCAGCCUGGAUAAACUCAAAAUCCAGGUGGUACAAGAAUGGCCGGUACCUACUAAGGUUAAAGAAGUCCAAUUGUUUCUAGGGUUUGCCAACUUCCUUUGUUGCUUUGUUGCCAACUUCAGCCACAUGGCUAGGCUGUUACAUAACCUGGUCAAGAAAGACACGCCAUGGGGGUGGAAUACCAAGGAACAAGAAGCCUUCCAAGGACUAAAGGAUGCCAUCACCAACGCCCUGGUCCUUUGCCAUGCUGAUCCAGCCAAACCCUACUUCCUGGAAACAGAUGCUUCCAGCGCAGCCUUAGGGUUCCUAUCAGAAUCCUUCAAAGGUGCCAAACAGAACUACAACACCCACAAUAAGGAACUCCUUGCAAUCAUACGCUCCUUUGAGUACUGGCGGAUCUUCUUAGAAGGAACCAAGCACCCAAUCACCGUGUUUACCAAUCACCGCAACUUGGAAUACUGGAAGGAAUCCCGCACAUUCAACCAACGCCACGCACAAUGGCACCUGCUCCUUGCCAGGUAUAACUUCCAAAUCGUAUACAGGCCAGGAAAACAAUUGGGGAAACCAGAUGCCCUGUCACAACAAUUGGAUCACGCAGACAUUCCUCCAAAACCCCAGUCUAUGUUGCCAGACCCAGUAUUUGCCAACGUUGCCUUAGUUACGCUGGAGAAAGAGCUACAACGCCAGAUUGAGUCAUCCCUGGACCAAGACAAAUUGCUGGAGGAAAUCCUCCUGUUCCUACAAAACAAGUCCAAGGCACCACCCUCCAUUAAACGCGCAUUUAAAGAUUACAAAAUGGAGGCUGGCCUAUUGUUUUACCAAGGACAAAUUGUAGUACCAGAUGUAGGGACCCUAAGGACAGACCUACUUUGGAUCUUCCACAACAGCCCAUUGGCGGGCCACCCAGGCAGACAGCGGACUUUAGAGUUGGUAUCCAGGAACUACUACUGGCCUGGCAUCCGUGCUGACACGUACUGGCACAUUGACUCAUGCAAAACCUGCCAACAGAUCCAGAAACCCAAGUACGCGUCCAUCCCACCUCAACCUCUGGAACUCCCAUCACGCCCUUGGCAACAUGUAUUGUACAAUAUGAUAGUAGACCUGCCAAAGGACGGGAGCAACAACUCUAUACUAGUCAUUGUGGACAGCUUUACCAAAUAUGUCAUCCUGGUAGAAUGUUCCAAGAAGCUCAAAGCCCCAGAACUGGCAGACCUAUUCCUACGCCACGUAUGGAAACGUUAUGGCAUGCCUGAGAAGACAGUAUUGGAUUGA
Molecule: messenger RNA, 2376 nt
Organism: Rhizoctonia solani
Lineage: Eukaryota; Fungi; Basidiomycota; Agaricomycetes; Cantharellales; Ceratobasidiaceae
Product: Retrotransposable element Tf2 protein
Exons: 3
Coding region: 1-2376 (791 amino acids)
Biological process (GO): DNA integration
Molecular function (GO): nucleic acid binding
Source: RefSeq, a predicted model, not a curated record